CUCCCCCACCUCCAGCACGCGUCCGCUCUAUAUAUACACAGCGUUUGCCUGUGCGUCCAUCGCUAAUCCGCCUCAUUCCCAGUGCCCAGCUGGUGUUUGUGCCACAGCGCAACCACGGGCGCUGUCACUGCAAGCCAUGCGUGCGUUUACGAUACGAGGAGCCUGAGGGGAGAGGCUGGAUGCUCGGAAGUGAAGGUGAAUAAAUUAGCUGAACUCAACCGUCAGUUUGAGCUGCUGUGAUAAAGAAGCGAAAGACUCAGCAGUACAAUGGCUACAACAACGGAGGACACCCCCCAGAAACCUGCAAAAACCGAGCUGAGCCCUACACACAGUCCAGCACCCAGUCCUGUUCCCAGCCCAAUGCUGGAGAAAAUCGCUCUUCCUGCUGCAAAUCAUGUUGAGCAUCUGAACAUGAACCAGAUCCAGGUGGUGGUACGACGCUGCUCCACUCCAAACUUAACAGAGGAAACCACCUAUUUUAUCCCCCGAAACCCUGUGGUGGAUGCUGGCACCAACACAGACCCACCCGUGGUCUGUUGUCCGCUGCUCCGCAAGUUCUGCCCUUGUCCGCCACGAGGCCUCCUUGCCUCUCUUAUUACCAAAGUUCUCUUGGCAGCUGUGCUCUUUGGGGUUGUUUGGUCCAUCACGGAGGACGAAUGUCUUCCUGGAGGGAACCUUUUUGGCAUCACCAUACUCUUCAUCUGCGCGCUCAUCGGUGGCAAAGUAGUCGCCCUCAUCCGGCUGCCUAAACUUCCGCCAUUUCCACCGCUCCUCGGUAUGCUGCUGAUGGGCUUUCUGCUGAGAAACAUCCCGGUUGUAACAGACGGGGUGUACAUUAACUUCAGGUGGUCAUCUUCUCUGAGAAACAUUGCUCUGGCUGUCAUCCUGGCCAGAGCUGGCCUGGGGUUGGAUCCUAAGGCUCUGAGGAAGCUCAAAGGCGUCUGUGCACGUGUGGCAGCUGGGCCGUGCCUGAUGGAGGCCUGCACCACAGCACUGAUAUCUCACUUCCUCAUGGGCUUGCCUUGGGAGUGGGGCUUCAUUCUUGGCUUUGUUCUGGGUGCCGUGUCUCCAGCCGUGGUGGUGCCCUCGAUGCUGCUGCUGCAGAAGGACGGAUACGGCGUGGAACAGGGCAUUCCCACCCUGCUGAUGGCCGCUGGGAGCAUCGACGACAUUCUCGCCAUUACAGGGUUCACCACAUGCUUGGGCAUGGCCUUCGCCACAGGAUCCACUUGGUAUAACAUCCUGCGAGGCGUCCUGGAGGUCGCAGGAGGGAUGGUUGCUGGGAUCCUCCUCGGCUUCCUCAUCCAGUACUUCCCCAGUGUUGACCAGAAGCACCUAGUGAUGAAGCGUUCCUUCCUGGUGCUGGGUCUGUCUGUCUUCGCUGUGUUUGGCAGCGGAGUGGCAGGCUUUCCAGGCUCCGGGGGCCUCUGCACCCUGGUGUUGGCAUUCCUGGCCGGCCUUGGCUGGGGAGCAGAAAAGGCACGUGUGGAGGAAGUGGUUGGGUGGGCGUGGGACGUGUUUCAGCCCCUGCUGUUCGGACUGAUAGGGGCGGAGAUUCGAGUCUCUGAGCUGGAGGGACUUGCAGUUGGUCUGGGUAUUGCGACCCUGCUCAUUGCUUUGCUGGUUAGAAUACUCUUCACCUUUGUGUGCGUGCUGCGUGCGGGCUUCAACUUAAAGGAAAAACUUUUUGUCGCUCUCGCAUGGAUGCCCAAAGCAACAGUGCAGGCAGCAAUAGGCUCCACAGCUUUAGACAUGGCCAGAACAAAGGAUGACGAGAAGCUGCAGAAGUACGGCAUGGACGUGCUGACUGUGGCCGUGCUCGCCAUCCUUCUCACGGCCCCGGUAGGGGCUCUGAUUAUUGGGCUCUGCGGGCCUCGCCUGCUGCAGAAACCAAAGACCUCAGCCUGUGGCACUACGGCAGGAGGUGAAGAUGACACUGAAGCUCCUGUCACCUUCGAGAGUACACUCUGACAUCUUGAUAUAAUAAAAAGGACUCGGACCUCAGUUGUUUCAGCUGCUCUUUAGCCACUGAGUGGCUCCCUUGUUGCUCAACUGCUGAUCAGGCUGUAUUUAUAGCAGCAGGUGGUUUCCCGGCCUCCGAGCUCUGAACACAUUUCCCAUGUCCUGUGUGCAAUGUCAUGCUGGGAUGAACUUUAUACCACAGCUGCUUCUGUGUCUAGCUUCAAGUGAGCAUUUAGUUAGAUCUUCCAUAUAUACAUAAAGCAAAAAAAAUAGUUUACGUUUUUGUAAAGAAAAAACAUUUUUUGUCAUAUUCAAAGUAUAUAGUGAUUUUAAUUUUACCAAAUUUGGUUGACAAUUUAUGGUAGACUGAAAAACGUAGCGCUUAAUAUAAGGUAUAAGGAUGUUCUUUAAGAAGGGGUGCGUGGGAUGCUUGGAACAGACAUCCAGAAUCCGUAUUUUUUAGAUCUAUUGUUUUCAUUUUAGUGCUUUGUGUUGUUUUUGUAUGAUUUUUAUGUAAUUAGCUGUGUCAGGAUGUUUAAUUUAGUUUACAAAAACUCAGGAGAUCUUGAUUUUCCACUUUAGAUUCAUACAGAAUGCUGCUUAAACUCCUACAGUAUCGAUGACCAUGUUCACGGUGUGGUCUAAGAUCCCACAUCACGUUUUAUGGGUUUGUAUACUUUAUGAACAAAUUUUACAUGAAUGUUUUCUUUGUUUUUUACUACAGAAAUAUGCAGUGUACUUUGUUUUUAAUUUUAGAUUUUUAUGGCAUGAAUGAUACAUUUUAGUUUUGACACUAUUUAUUAUGCAUUUCACAUUAGAUUUGUAUCAAACAAAUUUGGAAUAAAGUUGUCUUUUUUUAUAACCAAGAAUGUGGUGAAAUCUUUAUUUUCCUUUGAUAUGUGGAUUUGUUUGUUUUUCCCUUGUAUGUCUUGAUGAAUUUCAAUCCAGUUUGGUUUAUUCAUGACACCAAUUUACAAUAAAAUGUGAUUUUGUGGCACUUUA
Messenger RNA from Fundulus heteroclitus (mummichog), 2964 nucleotides. Its product is annotated as sodium/hydrogen exchanger 9B2. Gene Ontology annotation, molecular function: antiporter activity. The transcript is spliced from 13 exons. The coding region runs from base 268 to 1971 and encodes 567 amino acids. NCBI's taxonomy places the organism in Eukaryota, Metazoa, Chordata, Actinopteri, Cyprinodontiformes, Fundulidae. Gene Ontology annotation, cellular component: membrane. The record is from RefSeq and is a predicted model, not a curated record. Gene Ontology annotation, biological process: proton transmembrane transport.